AUGGACGAUCAAAUUCAACGGCUAGUCGAUAAAGUAUGGACGAAGUUGCUCUCAACCCCGCCAUCCUCACGCUACAUGGUCGCCAUCAGUGGCAUUCCCGGUUCGGGCAAGACUUCUCUGGCGAAAGUCAUGACUCAGAAGACAAACGCCCACUAUGCAAAGGAGCAUCCGGACAAACCGCCAGUCGCUACUUGGAUAGCUAUGGACGGGUACCACCUUACGCGGGCCCAGCUGGCAGCCAUGCCAGAUCCCGUGCAUGCUAUGGCCAGACGCGGUGCAGCUUUCACUUUUGAUCCCGUAAAGUUUACCCAGUUAGUUCGGUUGUUGCGCGCGGACAUUGGGGCGGAAUCAGCGACGAUAUACGCUCCCAGCUUCGAUCACGCGGUGAAGGACCCUGUGGAGAACGAUGUUCCCAUUCCGGCAACGGCGAGGGUGGUCUUUUUCGAGGGAAACUAUCUCAGCUUAAACAAGGAGCCGUGGACGGAGGCCGCAAGGUUGAUGGAUGAGCUGUGGUUCGUGGAGGUGGACUUUGAGGUAGCGAGGAAGCGGCUGGUGAAGAGACAUGUCGAGGCGGGGAUUGCAAAGGACGAAGCGGAGGCGGAUAAGAAAGCGGUGGAAAGCGAUUUGGUGAACGGGAGGGAGAUUGUAGAAAACAGGUUGGAUGUUGCAGAGGUGAUUGUGAGUCGAGAAGAUGCGGGAUGGUUAUAG
Uncinocarpus reesii 1704 is the source of this 708-nucleotide messenger RNA. RefSeq lists its product as uncharacterized. The record is from RefSeq and is a predicted model, not a curated record. The transcript has 2 exons. Bases 1 to 708 code for a protein of 235 amino acids. Gene Ontology annotation, cellular component: cytoplasm. NCBI's taxonomy places the organism in Eukaryota, Fungi, Ascomycota, Eurotiomycetes, Onygenales, Onygenaceae.